This is a messenger RNA of Pseudomyrmex gracilis, 1896 nucleotides long. RefSeq names its product tropomyosin-2-like. Lineage: Eukaryota; Metazoa; Arthropoda; Insecta; Hymenoptera; Formicidae. The transcript is spliced from 7 exons. Gene Ontology annotation, molecular function: actin filament binding. Bases 317 to 1171 code for a protein of 284 amino acids. Gene Ontology annotation, cellular component: actin filament. The record is from RefSeq and is a predicted model, not a curated record. Gene Ontology annotation, biological process: actin filament organization; muscle contraction.
AGCAUCGCAUUUAAUACUUCGUUCGUUUUUCUAGUAAUUAAAAACUCUAACACGCAGUAUGAAUUAUAUUACUCAGAUUAUUCACAUUCUUGCACAACGUGAAAAAUACUUCUAAGCAAAAGUGACUUCCCGUGACUAUUUUUCAUUAAAAACAAGAAAUAUCAUUUUCGAGAAUAGAUACUAAAAAUCAAUCAAACAUAAAAGAAAACAGCAAUUAUCAUAAUUAAAGAAUUAAAUAUUUACUGUCAAGUUUCUUAAAUAAUAAAGAAGUUGUGUUCUCUCUUGUGACUUAAAAGUUGAAAUACUUCUGUUCGUCAUGAACGCUAUCAAGAAACAGUUGCAAACGCUGAAGCUCGAAAAAGAUCUCGCGAUGGACAAGGCUGAUCUGUGCGAUCAGCAAGCAAAAGAGGCAACCCGAAGGGAAGAAAAAUUAAAGGACGAGGUUCGUGAUUUGGCGAAAAAAUUGGUGCAAAUGGAGCACGAUCUCGAAGUGAGCAAGGCUCAGCUGGUAAAAUCGAACAAGGAUCUUGAAAUGAAAGAGAGGAUCUACAUCGUGACACAAUCGGAACUGGCGGUGUUGAAUAGAAAAAUGCAACAGUGCAUGCAGAAUUUAGAGAAGUCCGAAGAACGACGGUUGUCUGCUCAGGCAAAACUCGCGCAAGCCAUGGAAACAGCGGAAGACGCAAAGCGUAUUUGCAAAGUUCUGGAAAACAGAAGCAAGCAAGACGAAGAGAGAAUGGAUCAAUUGAUGGCGCAGCUGAGAGAAGCCAGGCUCAUUGCUGAAGACGCCGACAUGAAAUCGGAUGAGAUUUCGAAAAAAUUAGCGUUUGUCGAGGAUGAGCUCGAGGCUGCAGAAGAAAGAGUUAAAUCGAGCGAGGCGAAAAUUCUCGAAAGAGAGGAUGAGUUGUUCAUCGUUGGUAACAUACUGAAGUCUUUAGAAGUGUCGGAAGAAAAAGCUAAUCAGAGAGUGGAAGAGUUUAAAGCUCAGUUGAAGGAAUUAAAAAUCAAACUAAAAGCUGCCGAGAAACGUGCCAUAAUCGCUGAAAAAACUGUCAAGAUAUUCACGAAGGAAAUGGACAAAAGAGAAGAUUAUCUGUUAAAAGAGAAGGAAAAAUACAAAUUUAUUUGCGACGAUCUGGACUCUACGUUUUCAGAGCUUACGGGAUAUUGAAACGAAAACGUUUCUAUCGAAUGUUUAAUCGAUUAUUAUAUUUUCACAAUCACAAGAUUUUUUGCGUGCUUUGUGUGCAAAUUUAAAUCACAUAUUCAUGUAGUUUUUUUUGUUGUAUACAUCUCAUAAGGUUGAACUCAGAAAACAUCCACUCUGUGUACUUUACACGAUAUCAAUUUAUUUAAUCGAUUCUACGAUCGACACAAUGCAUCGAAAUUCCGUACCACAGAUUUAAUACAGUUUAAAUUUUAAAUCGCAAUAUAUUAUUAUUAUUAUUAUUUAUUUCUUUUUUUUUUCGUUUUUUUUUUUUAAUCGCACAACCUCCGAUCGCAGAACGGAGAGAAAAACUUGCCACAACACUUCUUUACACUUUACUCCUUGCGAUGACUUUUGCAGACAGACUCGCUUCUCUUUAGGUUUUUGUUUUUUUUUUUUUUUUUUUUUUUUCUACACGUUAAUCGUAGUUACAAUAAUAAUUGUCCAUUUGAUUUGUUCACUCUCGCCUCCCAUUCGUAUCGAUGCAACAAUUAAAUUGUGCAAUUCUUCGAGUUGCACGGAUUUUAUCGCAGAGAGGAUGACGAGGGAUGCACCGAGUUAUGUCAUUGCAUCAAUUUUCGAGGACCGUUUAUAUAUAAAACUGUUCGCGACACAAAGCAAAUUACACAGUAAAAACCGUCGUGAUUAGUUUUAAAAGUAUCAAUCGAAUAAAUGGGCGAAAAAUUGUA